Molecule: messenger RNA, 2185 nt
Organism: Chondrus crispus (carragheen)
Lineage: Eukaryota; Rhodophyta; Florideophyceae; Gigartinales; Gigartinaceae
Exons: 5
Coding region: 1-1965 (654 amino acids)
Biological process (GO): carbohydrate derivative biosynthetic process; UDP-N-acetylglucosamine metabolic process; fructose 6-phosphate metabolic process
Molecular function (GO): carbohydrate derivative binding; L-glutamine:D-fructose-6-phosphate transaminase (isomerizing) activity
Source: RefSeq, a predicted model, not a curated record
AUGUGCGGCAUCUUCGGCUACGCCAACUACGGCAUCCCGGUCUCCCAGCACGCCAUCCUCCGCACGCUUCUCACCGGCCUGCGUCGCCUCGAGUACCGGGGCUACGACUCUGCCGGCCUCGCGCUUGACGGAGCCUCCAUUGAUGAUCAAACCGUUGAAACCCUCAUCCAAUCCUCUCUCACCAAGCCCCGCUCCCUCUCCAACCACGUCGGCAUCGCCCACACCCGCUGGGCCACCCACGGCGCCCCCUCCGUCAUCAACUCUCACCCCCACGUCUCCGACGCUGACGCCCAGUUUGUCGUCGUUCACAACGGCAUCAUCACCAAUUUUAAACCCCUCAAGGAAAUGCUCCUCUCCAAGGGCUAUCACUUUGACAGCGAAACCGAUACCGAAGUCAUCGCUAAGCUCCUCAAGUAUCUCUACGAAACCGUCCGCGAGCCAGACGCCCGCCUAACCUUUCCCCGCCUCGUCAUGCAUCUCAUGCACGCCAUCGACGGUGCGUACGCCCUCCUCCUCCGCUCCACAGCCUACCCCAACGAGCUCGUAGCCUGCAAGGUAGGCUCACCGCUCGUCCUCGGUCUCAAGCCUGCUACGCACGAGGAAAUCAUUAAGGAGGGCUCCAAGGCUAACUUCUUCUUCAGCUCGGACGCCAGUGCCCUCGUCGAGCAUACCGACAAGGUCGUCUACUUUGAGGACAAUGACAUCGCACACAUCAGCAACGAGGGAGAGCUUCAGAUGUUCAACUUCGGCGACCCUGCCACCCGCGCCAUCACCUCCAAUCGAAGCAUCGCCACCCUUGACAUGGAGCUCGAGCAGAUCAUGAAGGGCUCAUAUCCGCAUUUCAUGCUCAAGGAAAUUUACGAGCAGCCAGAUUCGCUUACACAGACAAUGCGCGGGCGCGUCAUUUCCCACGAUUCCAGUCCGGACGACGUGAGCCGCAAUCACCGCGGUGAUGUGCACCUUGGCGGGCUGUCGCAACGCAUCGGCGACUUUCGCCGUUCCUCGCGGAUCAUCUUCGUCGCCUGCGGCACUUCCUUCCAUUCCUGUCUUGCCGGCCGCCAGGUGAUGGAGGAACUCACCGAAUUGCCCGUCUCUAUCGAACUCGCCUCCGAUUUUCUUGACCGCGAGACCCCGCUUUUCCGCUCCGACGUAUGCGUGUUUGUAUCGCAGUCAGGUGAAACGGCGGAUACUUUGGAGGCACUCAGGUAUGCCAAAAAGUGCCAAGCCUUGACGGUGGGGGUGGUAAACGUCGUCGGCAGCAGCAUUGCUCGGUUGACAGACUGUGGUGUCCAUCUCAACGCGGGGGCUGAGAUUGGCGUUGCUUCUACGAAGGCAUACACGUCCCAGAUCCUCGUCCUCAUCAUAAUUGCACUCCAACUCAGCGCCGAUUCAAGAGCGAAACAAGGGAGGCGACGGGAAAUCCAUGAUGCCCUGCUCACUUUGCCCAACCUCGUCACAAAGACACUCAAGGAUCUCGACGGGAGGAUGAAGGGGAUCGCGGAACGAUUGAAGGAGAACACCUCAAUUUUGUUGUUUGGAAGAGGUUUUCAUUAUGCGACGUGCAUGGAGGGUGCACUGAAGAUCAAGGAGCUCAGCUACAUUCAUACGGAGGGCAUACAUGCUGGGGAACUAAAACAUGGACCCUUGGCCCUUAUCGAUGAGAAUAUGCCAGUGAUCUUGUUUGCUGGCAAGGAUGCCUGUUCCGGUAAGGUUCAAAACGCCUUGCAUCAGGUCACAGCGCGGGGAGGGAUUGCCAACAUGUUGAUCGUCGGUACAGAAGGCGAUUCGGAGAUAGAAAAGUUCAGUGAUAAGGUCGAACUCGUGCAAGUUCCGAAAACUGUUGACUGCUUGCAGUGCGUGUUGGCGAUUAUCCCAAUGCAAUUGUUGAGCUAUCAUCUUGCCGUGGCUCGAGGCCUGAAUGUUGAUCAACCACGAUCUCUUGCCAAGAGCGUGACAGUGCAGUGAGGAUGUCGCGUACUCCGUUCAACCGAUAUCCUUUCUCUGCAAUAUUUAUUUUCAAGACUGGGGCCAGAAUGCGGUACUUCAGUAUGCCGCAUUUUUUUGUCAAAACUGUAGACGGAUGCAAUAGAAUCGUUCUCAGGUAGUGCACAAUUUCAUCUUCAACAUCCGCUCUCAACAUCCGCUCUCACUUGCGCCUGGGUAAAUGAAACGUUAGCACGGACUA